AUGAAGACUUUGAAGGCAAAAUUCAAAAAGACGGAGAGUCAGGACUGGAGUAAGAACGAUGAGAAGUUACUGCAGGCGGUGGAGCAGAACGAACCCGACAAAGUCGCCGCCCUGCUGGUGAAGAAAGGGCUUUGCGCUUCAAAGCUGGACUCUGAGGGAAAGUCAGCAUUCCAUCUCUGUGCAUCCAGAGGUCGAGUGGACUGUCUGGAAGUCAUUGUGUCACACGGCGUCGACAUCAACAUGACAGAUGGCACUGGCUUCAGCGCUCUGCACCUCGCUGCGAAGAACGGCCAAUCAGAGUGUCUGAAGAGGCUCCUGCAGGAGCGGUUGGCAGUUGACUUAACGGACACCUUUGGGAGAACGUCUCUUCACCACGCCGCUGUGAGUGGGUGUCUGAACUGCACGGAGGUCCUGUGGGAUUUUAAGGCUAAUCUCGACGCCCAGGAUGGUGAUGGAGCGACUCCCCUGAUCCUUGGAGCCCAGAUGAGCAGAGUGGAGCUGUGUUCCUUCCUCCUGGAUCGCGGGGCUAAUCCCAACAUACAGGACAGUCAGGGCAGGUCAGCUCUGAUGCUAGCCUGUGAGAGCGACAGUUUGGAGACAGUGGAAGUUCUGUUGAAGGGCGGGGCUAACCCGCAGCUGACCGACGCUUUGGGGCAUAACGCCGCCCACUAUAGCGUCACUGCCGGCAACCAACGCAUCACCCAGCUGCUGCAGUCUGGAGGUACAGUUGCUGAGGGAGCGAGUGAGGAGGCAGAAGAUGAGGAGGUGUUUGAGGAGAUCCGUAAACUGAGACUGGAGAGGGGUCGUUUGCUACAGAAGAUUAAGAACCUGGAGCAGCAACAGAACACUGCCACCUCUGCACUGGAGGAGCUGACUGAGCUGAGGGAGCGUUUGAGCCAGUCACAGGCAGAGCGAGACGCCUUACAGGCUGAACUGGAGAAGCUGAGAGGGGCUCAGGUCAGUGGACUGCCCAGCGACUCGGACGACGCCGAGGACUCAGACGACAUGCUGGACUUCCCAGGGGCUGAGAAGCUGCUGUCGAGGCAAACACGGGGUCUCGGUGCAGAGAUGUCUGAUGGAAAGGAUGACGGUGCGUUUCAAGGGGGAGGAGACUCCACAGCGCCCCCAGGUGGCCUGGAAGACUCAGAGACUUUGUCUGAGCUCCGCAAACAGGUUGAGGAGCUUACUGCCCAAAACACAGAGCUUAGUCUUAAAGUACAGAUGUUGGAGAUGUUUGAGAAGGACGACACAGACAUGCAGAACCCUGGUCCAGACUUUGUGCCUGUGGAGCUGUACGACUCCCUGAGGAAGGAGUUUGAGGAGCUGCAGGAGCGUUACUCCAGAGUCCAGGCCUCCACAGAGGCCUCCAGCGUGGCUGAGGAGGAACAAGGGUCUGACGACAAGCCAGAGGAGGCGCCUGGGGAAGAGGACAAGAGCGAGGAGGUGCCAGGCUCAGAAGAGGAGCAGGAGGAGGAGGUGAAAAAGCUUCGGGAACAGCUGGUCCAAACCCAGGCGGAAUUAGAGGAGCUGAGGGAACAGGUGCGACUGGGGGUCUACUCUGUCGAGGUGGCUGACGAGGCAGGGGGGCCGGACCAAGAGACCCAGCAGCUCAGGGAUAGGGUGAGAGAGCUGGAGGAGGAGCUUGCAGAGAAACGGAAGGCGGAGCAAAGCGAGGGUGACGGAGACGCGGUCAGACAGCUGCGGCAGAGGGUGGAAGAGCUGGAGGCGGCUCUGAGAGAGAAAGACGUCGAGAAAGAGGCGUUGGAACGGGAGAAGGAGAAACAGACGAAAGAGGAGGGGGUGCAGGGCAAGACGAUACAGGGUCUGAGAGACAGGGUGGCUGAGCUGGAGCAAGCCCUGGCGCAGAGCCGGGUGGAGAACAAGGUGGAGGAGGAGGAGGAGGAGGAGGAGGCGGGUGACGGGGGGUCGGCGGACGGGUUACGGGCUCAACUCAAGGAGCUGGAGGCAGAGCUCGGGGACAGCGUCCCCCGCAGUCAGAUGGAGGAAAUGCAGGUGAGUCUGGGCCUCCAGUUGGAGCAGCUUGCCCGGGAACGGGCGGAGGCGUCCAUGAGGCUAAACGAAGCCCUGCUGGAGCUGGAGAGGCUCCGCCCUCCGGCCAACGAAGACGAGGAGGAGGAGGAAGAGGAUGAGGAAGAGGAGGAACGGUCGGAAAGUUCUGGACGCUCCAUCGUUUCUGAUCGCUCGCUGCGGCUGUCGGAGAGCAGGACUCUGGCCGCGGUGCGAGAGGAGCUGGAGGUGGCGCGACAGGAGGCGGCACAGGCGCUGGAAAACCUCUGCGCGGAGAGAGAGGGGCGGGCGCAAGACGCCCUGGAGCUGAAAGGCGCAGUUCCCCUGGCCAAGCACCAGGAGGCGCUCUCCGCCAUCUCCCUCCAGCUGGGCCAGACUGAGAAAGAACUCCAGACCGAGAGAGCGCGGUACGAACACGCCCAGUCUGAGGUCACGAGGCUGGAGGUGGACCUUCGGGCCAUCAAAGAGGAUCACAUGAGUAAGGAGGAACAUGAGAAAGUCAAGGCCGAGCUGCAGCGCCUCCUGGAGGAGAGUCAGGGCAAGGCGGCGUCUGCGCAGGAGGCUCUGGGCGAGAAGGAGUCGGAGUUGAGGGAGCUGAGGUCUCAGAAAGCUCUGGAACAGGGCCUGGUCUCUCAGGAAGACCACGAAGCCCAGAGACUGUCCCUGCAGGCGGAGAUUAACACCCUCACCGCCCGUUUGACUGACCUGACGCGCAAACACGAGAAAACCUGUACUGAGGUGUUCCAGGUGCAGAGGGAGGCUCUGUUUAAUAAGAGUGAGAGGCAGGUGGCUGAGGCCCAGUUAGCCACGGUACAGCAGCAGCUGUCUGACCUCCAGGCCCAGUCCACACAUGUCCAGCAGCUUCACAAGGAGAUCCAGGACUCACAGGGACUCAUUAAAGAGAAGGACCGCAAGAUCACCGAGCUGUCUAAGGAGGUUUUCCGUCUGAAAGAGGCUCUCGGGGCAUUGACUCCCCCGUUGGGUCUGCCCCCAGCCGGGAACCCUGGCCUGCAGAUGGCGCUACAGAACCGUGUGUCCGCACUGACGCAAGAGCUCCAGGAUUGGGAACGGAAGCACAAAGCAGUGGUUUCCAUCUAUCGCUCGCACUUACUGGCUGCCGUGCAGGGCAGGAUGGAUGAGGAGGUGCAGGGACUCCUGCUGCAGAUUCUUCGAAUGUCACAAAAGGACCAGAACCAUUAA
Molecule: messenger RNA, 3228 nt
Organism: Chanos chanos (milkfish)
Lineage: Eukaryota; Metazoa; Chordata; Actinopteri; Gonorynchiformes; Chanidae
Gene: ankrd24
Product: ankyrin repeat domain 24
Exons: 20
Coding region: 1-3228 (1075 amino acids)
Molecular function (GO): actin binding
Source: RefSeq, a predicted model, not a curated record